Molecule: messenger RNA, 1100 nt
Organism: Gryllus bimaculatus (two-spotted cricket)
Lineage: Eukaryota; Metazoa; Arthropoda; Insecta; Orthoptera; Gryllidae
Source: the annotation of a GenBank genome assembly
AUGAUAAUUGAAGCAAUGAAGCUUUGUCAUAAGAAAAAGAACGAUAAUAAUAGUAGUAGUAGUAGUAGUAGUAGUAGUAGUAGUAGUAGUAGUAGUAGUAGUAGUAGUAGUAGUAGUAAGAAGAAGAAUAACAAUAAAAAGAAGAGGAAGAAGAACAGCAGCAACAACAACAGACUAAUCAUAAAAUUACCCUUAUCAAGUGGCAAGGCUCGGAAUGUGGUGCCCAGCCAGAAGCCGGAGAGUCGCCGAGGCCUAGCAGUGAAAUCUCGUUAAUUGCUUCGCCAAAAAAUGCCUCCGAAACGUUCAUCACUGAGUAGAUCUACCAGCGCAGCACGUAGAAAUAAGCGAAUCAGAGCUUCUUUAACAAACGAGGAACGACAAGCGAGAAAUGAAGCUGAUCGUUUACGAAUUGCGAAUUCACGUGCAUCAGAAACAGAAGACCAACAUACAGCGCGGAUUGAGAGAGAGCGUUUACGAGCCGCCCGAUCGCGCGCAUCAGAAACAGAAGAACAACAUGCCGCGAGAAUUGAAAAAGAGCGUUUACGAGCCGCCCGAUCGCGUGCAUCGGAAACGGAGAAACAACAUGCCGCGAGAAUUGAAAGAGAGCGUUUACGAGCCGCCCGAUCGCGUGCAUUAGAAACGGAAGAACAACAUGCUGCGAGAAUUGAAAGAGAGCGUUUACGAGCCGCCCGAUCUCGACCAACAGUACAUGUUGAUUUGAAUCUUGUUAAAAAACUACCAGUUGUCAACACAGAUGAGUGUUCUUGGAAAAUUAAUGAAGAUUUACAAAGUCCUUCCACUGUGUUUGUGAAGACUGAAUGGGAGUGUGAGAUUGAAGAAGGAUUUCAAGAAAAUGAAGUGAUGCAGGAUGAAACAGAGGACGAGUUAGAACCUCCAACUACUGUGUUUCUGAAGACUGAAACAAUGUGUGAUAUUGAAGAAGCAUUGCCAGAAGAAAAUAAUGAAGAAAGUUGGGAGGAAAAAGCAUUUCAUGGAAAGGAAGCAAGUCAGGAUGCAGAGGAGGAUUCCCAUGCAUCAACUAGUGGGAGUGAAUUUCUUGCUUCAAUGAGACAGAAAAUUGCUGGUGCAUUAUCUGCGAG